AUGUCACUCGAUCCCCCGACUUAUCUAAGCUCCUUACAAAAUAACAUCCGUGCAAGACCAAUACCAUGGGAGGGAGCCGUACGAGCAGGCACCAUUACCGACAAUGACCUCAAGACAAUCAAAGCUGUAGACAAGGUGCGCAAGGAGCAGAGAAAACAGACGGUCGAGAAUGAUAUGGAUUCCUACCAAUCUCUCAUACUGGGCGGAGACAAAGGCACAAGUGUACUGGAAUCUGCCUCAAAACGAGCAGAUGUUAUCCAGUAUAUGUUAGUAUUGACAGGGGAUCUCAUUAAUGAUGCCCCCAGUCUUGCCUCCAAGCUCCUCGAGCACCCAGAACCAUACAAACCCAUUGUGCCUUAUCUCUCUCACUCCACCAAUCCAGAAGACCCAAUCCCAUUACUAGCUUCAUCUGUCCUGACCAGUAUUCUCUCGACAGCUCAGACACAAUCGCCAAAGUCCAAUCCGAAGACAGACGAAGCGCUCACAAAGCUUUACAAAUACCUUUCCACCUUGACGACAAGCCAGGACAGUGGCUUACAAGACAUUGCCGUACAGGAGUACUCCUCUCUCCUAAGAUCGAAGAAAGCACGCGAGAUAUUCUGGAGCCAACGUCAAGAGACCGUCAGCCCUCUCCUCGACAUCUUGCGAGCAGCAGCUGGCGCAAGCAAAGACAGUGACUCCACACUACUCAGCGGAGGCAGCAGCAUCCGCAGUGCCACGGAAGCCGGUAUCAGUAGUGGCGUCGGCCUCCAACUCCUCUACCACAUCCUCCUCACAAUCUGGCAGCUAAGCUUCGAAGCCUCCUUAGUAGGUAAAGGCCUCGAAACGGAACAAGAGCUUAUACCCCUCUACACCCAACUCCUCCGCCUCUCACCCAAAGAGAAAACCACCCGCAUCCUCCUCUCCACCCUGUUCAACCUAUUCUCCGCUCCCACCAAUAAGUCCACCCUCCUUCCCAUCGCCACAACCGCCCGCCUUCCUGCCCUUCUCUCCAACCUCAAAGGUCGCCAUCUGACCGACCCUGACCUCCUCGACGACUUGAAAGCCCUCACAGAAAUGCUGGACGAAUACACAAGUUCUCAAACCACCUUCGACGAAUACGCCGCGGAACUAUCUACAAGGAAACUACGCUGGAGCCCACCCCAUCGAGACGCCAAUUUCUGGCACGAGAAUGCGAGAAAGAUCUUGGACGAUGAUGGAGGCGCGCUGCCGAAGGUGCUAGCGGAGAUCAUGGGGAAGAGUUGGGACGAUGAGAAGCAGGUUCUGGCUAUUGCGUGCAACGAUGUGGGCUGGCUGGUAAAAGAAGCCCCGGAGAAGAGGCAGGGGUUGGAGAAGUUGGGCAUCAAGGGCCGGGUGAUGGAAUUGAUGACGGACAAGGAUGAGACUGUUCGGUGGGAGAGUUUGAGGGCUGUGGGGGAGUGGAUGAGGUACAGUUUUGAUCAAUGA
Messenger RNA from Letharia columbiana, 1446 nucleotides. RefSeq lists its product as uncharacterized. Lineage: Eukaryota; Fungi; Ascomycota; Lecanoromycetes; Lecanorales; Parmeliaceae. Gene Ontology annotation, cellular component: fungal-type vacuole membrane; vacuolar proton-transporting V-type ATPase, V1 domain. The record is from RefSeq and is a predicted model, not a curated record. Gene Ontology annotation, molecular function: proton-transporting ATPase activity, rotational mechanism. Bases 1 to 1446 code for a protein of 481 amino acids. The transcript has 2 exons. Gene Ontology annotation, biological process: proton transmembrane transport.